CACCUCUACAUCACAUGGAAACAGACACACAGUCCGUCAGCGCUAGUGUUUGACUCUCAUCACGUGAGGUGAGCAACAAACUUAGUGUUUUACUCUUCACCAAUAGAAGAGAGCAGCAUUAGCAGCAUUACUGGAGAUCUGAGUUUAAGAAAGUCUUUUGAGGAACUGCUGAGAGUAUCACACUGAUUUUCUGAACUCAACCCAUGAAGAAAUGAAGCUCCUACGGACAGUUUCUGUGUUUCUGCUGAUGGGUAAGUGCUCAAAGAUAAUACAAAUGUUUAUUGUCUAGAAAUAUGGCUUAUUUUAUCAGUGUAUGUGAGUAAAGCAGUGUGUGUGUGUGUGUGUGUGUGUGUGUGUGUGUGUGUGUGUGUGUGUGUGUGUGUGUGUGUGUGUGUGUGUGUGUGUGUGUGUGUGUGCAGUGAGCAGUUCAGUGUGUGUGGACAUUACAGUGACAGGAACAGAGGGAGGACAAGUGACUAUUAAAUGUCCUUAUGCUAAAGGAUAUGAAAACUCUUACAAAUACUUCUACAAAGGAAUUUACAGAGAUAGAAAUAUUAUACUAACAUCUUAUGGAAGAAAGUCCUCAGAUGGCAGAUUCUCACUGUGUGAUGAUCAUCAGAUGAGAACAUUUACGGUGAUCAUCAGAAAGCUGAGUUUAGCAGAUGCUGGACCGUACGGCUGUAGAGCAGGAUGGGGAGAAUAUAAACAAAUCCAGCUGAAUGUGGUCAGAGCUCCACAGAAAACAACACCGGUCCAGAUCUCAACCAGCACCAUUCGUCCGUAUACAAACACCAGCACUGACCACACCGGCACAGAGACUCAUCAAACAGAAGGUGAAAGGACAAGAACAAUGACAGGAAACACAGCAGAUACUCUCAGUCAGCCAGACACUAAUCUGGUUCCUGUCGCUGGUGGUCUGGGUUCGGUUCUGCUGGUUCUGGUUCUGUGUUCUGGAACAUUCCUCAUCCUGAAAAAGAGGAAAAGGAAAUCUGGGACAGCUUCAUUUCAGCAAAAUGUGCCUCACAACACGGAGACUGAGCGUAUGUAUGAGGAGAUUCCAAACAGUCUUGACGUCACCACAGCAUCUUCAUCCAAUCAGACGCCUGCAUCACAUCUCUUCACCCGCCCACAUGUCUGUACUGUUUAUGCCACAGUAACCAAUCAGCAGCCAGAUUCAAAUCUCCACCACACUCACUUGACCAAUCAGUUGACGGAUACAGACUGGGAUUAUUACUCCAAUAUUAAGUUUCCUGAAGCAACAACAGACAACAGAACAGAACUGAUCUACACAACAGCGACACAUCCGCAAAACAUCAAGACAAAAUAUUCAGUAAUCAGACAUAAAUAAAAAAGACUGUCAAACUUCUUCCACAGACAUUUGCACUUAUGUUACAAGACGUGAAGAAACAAAACUGCUAUAAGCUGCAUAUUUUUAAUGAAUCAAUAUUUUGACACACUUUUCUGAGUUUCCAGCAGUAUUUUGUUAACUGUAUAUUGCAAA
Cyprinus carpio (common carp) is the source of this 1501-nucleotide messenger RNA. Its product is annotated as CMRF35-like molecule 1. The coding region runs from base 620 to 1348 and encodes 242 amino acids. NCBI's taxonomy places the organism in Eukaryota, Metazoa, Chordata, Actinopteri, Cypriniformes, Cyprinidae. The transcript has 6 exons. The record is from RefSeq and is a predicted model, not a curated record.